GCAGUGUAAUUCAUUUCAUCGGGAGCUUAAUAGCCCUGCAGGCUGCACGUCAAAGAAGGCAUGCCCUGCUGUUCCUAAAGCUGUAUGAUUAUAUUGUCAGAAUUUGCCUGCUACGACUGGUGUUUGUGUGUAUCUUUUUCCUCUCUCUUGCCAAAUUGUAUUUGUAUAUUAUCUGCUACCUUGAUAUUUGCUGUUCUAUAUCUAGUAAUAUAUAAGCUCCCAAUCUCUACUUUGCUAGCUACCAUAAAGGUUUUUCCGUUUUGACCAUCUUUAUUUUUGAUACUUUUGUUGUUUCUCUUAAAUAUAUCCCAUAAAACCCACUGUGCCUCCACUGUUUCAUUAUUAUUUGAUAUCUGUGCGUCUCAUCCUCACUCUCACUCUCACAUCCUACAUCUUGAUUAAUGACCAACAUUCCAUACUAGAACUGUAAAACAGAAAAAAAACCCAACCAAAAAAAAAAAAAAAGGUAUAUAUCCGCCAACGAAAAAUGCAGGUGGUCAACAAAUCCGGAAUCCAGAUCAGCACCGAAGCGCCGGCGACAGCUACGGCGGCGGUUAUGAAGCUUGAGAGCUCUCCAUAUGAGAUGGUUCGUCAGCUGGGAUGCAGCAACCCAGUGGUGAUGUUCAGCAUGAGUGGCUGCUGUAUGUGCACUGUCGCCAAACGCCUCCUCUUCGGCCUUGGUGUCGGCCCCUCUGUCAUCGAGCUCGAUCAGCAUGUCACCGGCGACGAUAUUCAAGCAGUGCUUUACGAGCUUGCCGGAGACACCCAGCAGCCGCUCCCUGCCAUUUUUGUUGGAGGGAAGUUCCUUGGUGGUGUAGAAACCCUCAUGGCUUGCCACAUCAAUGGAACUCUCAUCCCUCUCCUCAAAGAAGCCGGUGCUCUUUGGCUGUAAUCGCUUUGUUUGUGUGUAUAUAUAUAUAUAUAUAUAUUUCCAUUAGCAAUAUCUAUUAAUCUAAUCACUAUAUCACCACAAACUUUAGCAUUUACUUGAGAAAGUAAUG
This is a messenger RNA of Ziziphus jujuba (common jujube), 1001 nucleotides long. Its product is annotated as glutaredoxin-C9. Lineage: Eukaryota; Viridiplantae; Streptophyta; Magnoliopsida; Rosales; Rhamnaceae. The transcript has a single exon. The coding region runs from base 488 to 892 and encodes 134 amino acids. The record is from RefSeq and is a predicted model, not a curated record.